This is a messenger RNA of Ornithorhynchus anatinus (platypus), 3101 nucleotides long. It is a transcript of the gene PRKCE, whose product is annotated as protein kinase C epsilon. Bases 820 to 3048 code for a protein of 742 amino acids. The transcript is spliced from 15 exons. NCBI's taxonomy places the organism in Eukaryota, Metazoa, Chordata, Mammalia, Monotremata, Ornithorhynchidae. The record is from RefSeq and is a predicted model, not a curated record. Gene Ontology annotation, biological process: protein phosphorylation. Gene Ontology annotation, molecular function: diacylglycerol-dependent serine/threonine kinase activity; ATP binding.
GGCAGGGGGCGGCGGUCAGCGGCUCCGGACGGUCCGGCCCCCGGCCCCUCAUGCUGCAAGCCGGACCCGCGGGAUCCCGGCCGGUCCUGGAGCAGGAGGAAGAGGAGGAGGAGGAGGAGGAACAGCAGCAGCAGCAGCAGAAGCAGCAGCAGCAGAAGCAGCAACAGCAGCAACAGCAGCAGGGUCGAGGGCCGAGCCUCCCCCGUCCCCCGCGGCCCUGAAAUCCUCCCUCCCGCCGGACCCUCUUUGGCCCAGAAGGCGGGCUCGGGUGGGAGGGGUCCCGGGGAGGGGGGGGGGGGGCAGCGAACGCACCUCUAUUUAUAGACCGAGAAGAGGCCGCCCCCUCCUCCUCCCCCUCCCCGAAAGCCGGACGGCAUUCGCCGGGAGGCCGGCUACGUUUGGGCCGCCCCUCUCUGUCCCCGUCCCCCUCCGGCCGGUUUUCCGCGGCGGUGGGAUUAUGAUCCCGGACGGUAGGUGGGCGCCGGGCGCUCCUCCCCGGAGCUGAUCCCCGCACCCCGGGAUUAGGGGAGGGGGCUUUCUCUCCCCCCACCGUCCCCUCCUUCUUUUGAUUUUUCGGAUCCGGGGACGGGUGGACCGAGCGCCCCGUCAAGGACGGGCCCGCCCCCUCCCAGCUUGCCCGUUAGCCGCCCGGCCGGGGAGAGGCGACCCUCGGGGGAGGGGAGGGGGCGGGAAAAGGGGGUCCCGACCCCCCCCUCUUGCCGCUCUCCACCGAGGGCGGGCGUCCCCCCCACCCUCGCCCUCCGCCGGGGCGGGCCGAGGGGCCCGGGGGACCGUCCCCCCAACCCCCAGGCCCUGACCAUGGUGGUUUUCAACGGGCAGCUGAAGAUCAAGGUGUGCGAGGCCGUGAGCCUCAAGCCCACCGCCUGGUCCCUGCGGCACGCCGUGGGACCCCGGCCCCAGACUUUCCUCCUCGACCCCUACAUCGCCCUCAACGUCGACGACUCCCGCAUCGGCCAGACGGCCACCCGGCAGAAGACCAACAGCCCCGCCUGGCACGACGAGUUCGUCACGGACGUGUGCAACGGGCGCAAGAUCGAGCUGGCCGUCUUCCACGACGCCCCCAUCGGCUACGACGACUUCGUGGCCAACUGCACCAUCCAGUUCGAGGACCUGCUGCAGAACGGGAGCCGACACUUCGAGGACUGGAUCGAUCUGGAGCCCGAGGGAAGACUGUUCGUCAUCAUCGACCUCUCCGACUCGUCCGGCGAAGCCGCCCCGAAGGACAAUGAAGAGCGGGUGUUCCGGGAGCGGCUGCGGCCCAGGAAGCGUCAGGGCGCCGUCCGCCGCCGGGUCCACCAGGUCAACGGCCACAAGUUCAUGGCCACCUACCUGCGCCAGCCCACCUACUGCUCCCACUGCCGCGAUUUCAUCUGGGGCGUCAUCGGAAAGCAGGGCUACCAGUGCCAAGUGUGCACCUGCGUGGUCCACAAGAGGUGCCACGAGCUCAUCAUCACCAAGUGCGCCGGCCUGAAGAAGCAGGAGACGCACGACGAGGUGAAGGUGGGCUCCCAGCGGUUCAGCGUCAACCUGCCGCACAAGUUCAGCAUCCACAGCUACAAGGUGCCCACCUUCUGCGACCACUGCGGCUCGCUCCUCUGGGGGCUCCUGAGGCAGGGGCUGCAGUGCAAAGUGUGCAAGAUGAACGUUCACCGCCGCUGUGAGACCAACGUGGCCCCCAACUGCGGGGUGGACGCCCGGGGCAUCGCCAAAGUCCUGGCCGACCUGGGCGUCACGCCGGACAAGAUCACCAACAGCGGCCAGCGGAGGAAAAAGCUGAUCGCGGGAGCGGAGUCGCCGCGGGCCGGGGCCGGGAACCCGCUCCCCGAAGACGACCGCUCCAAGUCGGCGCCCACGUCUCCCUGCGACCAGGAAACGACGGAACUGGAGAACAACAUCAGGAAAGCGCUGUCCUUCGACAACCGCGGCGAGGAGCAGCAGCGGGCGGCGGGGGCGGCGGGGGACGGCCCCCCGGGAGAGAACGGGGACGGCGGCGGCCGCCGGCAGGCGCGGGCCAAGCGCGUGGGCCUGGAGGAGUUCAACUUCAUCAAGGUCCUGGGCAAGGGCAGCUUCGGCAAGGUGAUGCUGGCGGAGCUGAAGGGCAAGGACGAGGUGUACGCGGUGAAGGUGCUGAAGAAGGACGUCAUCCUGCAGGACGACGACGUCGACUGCACGAUGACGGAGAAGAGGAUCCUGGCCCUGGCCCGGAAGCACCCGUACCUCACCCAACUCUACUGCUGCUUCCAGACCAAGGACCGGCUCUUCUUCGUCAUGGAGUACGUCAACGGGGGCGACCUGAUGUUUCAGAUCCAGCGCUCGCGCAAGUUCGACGAACCCCGGUCCCGCUUCUACGCCGCCGAAGUCACGUCGGCGCUCAUGUUCCUCCACCAGCACGGCGUCAUCUACAGGGAUUUGAAACUGGACAACAUCCUCCUGGACGCGGAGGGUCACUGCAAGCUGGCCGACUUCGGCAUGUGCAAAGAAGGGAUCCUGAACGGCGUCACCACCACCACCUUCUGCGGAACGCCCGACUACAUCGCCCCCGAGAUCUUGCAGGAGCUGGAGUACGGCCCGUCGGUGGACUGGUGGGCCCUGGGAGUGCUCAUGUACGAGAUGAUGGCCGGACAGCCCCCCUUCGAGGCGGACAACGAGGACGACCUCUUCGAGUCCAUCCUCCACGACGACGUCCUCUACCCGGUCUGGCUCAGCAAGGAGGCCGUCAGCAUCCUCAAAGCCUUCAUGACCAAGAACCCCAACAAGCGGCUGGGGUGCGUGGCCGCCCAGAGCGGGGAGGAGGCCAUCCGACAGCAUCCCUUCUUCAAGGACAUCGACUGGGCCCAGCUGGAGCAGAGGAAGGUCAAGCCACCCUUCAAACCGCGCAUCAAAACCAAGCGGGACGUGAACAACUUCGACCAGGACUUCACCCGCGAAGACCCCGUCCUCACGCUGGUGGACGAAGCCGUCGUGAAGCAGAUCAACCAGGAGGAAUUCAAAGGCUUCUCCUACUUCGGGGAGGACACGCUCCCGUGAAAGGCCGGCCGGCGGGGUCCGUCCGGGUCGGGGGGGGCGCGGGGGGAGGAGGA